Cygnus atratus (black swan) is the source of this 600-nucleotide messenger RNA. It is a transcript of the gene GUCA1A, whose product is annotated as guanylate cyclase activator 1A. NCBI's taxonomy places the organism in Eukaryota, Metazoa, Chordata, Aves, Anseriformes, Anatidae. Gene Ontology annotation, biological process: visual perception; positive regulation of guanylate cyclase activity. Gene Ontology annotation, molecular function: calcium ion binding; calcium sensitive guanylate cyclase activator activity. Bases 1 to 600 code for a protein of 199 amino acids. The record is from RefSeq and is a predicted model, not a curated record. The transcript has 4 exons. Gene Ontology annotation, cellular component: cone photoreceptor outer segment; photoreceptor inner segment.
AUGGGGAAUAUGGACGGGAAAGCCGUGGAGGAGCUGAGCGCUACCGAGUGCCACCAGUGGUACAAGAAGUUCAUGACGGAGUGUCCUUCGGGCCAGCUCACCCUCUACGAGUUCAAACAGUUUUUUGGCUUGAAAAACCUGAGUCCAUCAGCGAACAAAUACGUUGAGCAAAUGUUUGAGACGUUUGACUUUAAUAAGGACGGAUACAUAGAUUUUAUGGAGUAUGUGGCAGCCCUGAGCUUGGUCCUGAAAGGGAAGGUGGAUCAGAAGCUGCGAUGGUAUUUCAAGCUCUACGAUGUAGACGGGAAUGGCUGCAUUGACCGAGGAGAACUGCUGAACAUCAUCAAAGCCAUCCGAGCUAUCAACCGGUGUAACGAUACAAUGACAGCUGAGGAAUUCACAAACAUGGUGUUUGAUAAAAUCGAUAUAAACGGAGAUGGUGAGCUCUCGCUGGAGGAGUUCAUGGAGGGUGUACAAAAGGACGAAGUGCUGCUCGACAUCCUCACCCGCAGCCUGGACCUGACGCACAUCGUCAAGUUGAUCCAGAACGAUGGGAAGAACCCGCACGCCUCAGAGGAGGCAGAGGAGGAUGCCCAGUAG